AUGACAAACAUGAAGAUGUGGCCCAAGAGCACAAGGUCAUCUAUUGAGCCACUUGAAAUCACUCCUAUGCCAGAAAGACCAAGGAAAAAAAGGUCUAAAGAUAGUGAUGAACCUAGUAAGAAGAAGUUUGGAAAGGCUACAAGGAAGGGGAGAAAAAUGAAAUGCUCUUUGAGCAGAAAUUUUGGACAUAACAAGAAAAGAUGUCCAAUUGUUAAAAAUGGCUAUACUACUAGAACUGCAAGAACUGCUACAGGUGGAAGUAGUGGUGCAACUACUUCAGCUGCUUCUACAGGCGUAACUGGUGGGGCUACUGGUGGUGCCACUGGUGAAAGUGGUGGUGCAACUACUUCAGCAGCUUCUAUAGGUGUAAUUACCGGUGGAAGUGGUGGUGCAACUACUAAAAGACCAGCCACUACUUCAACAGCUUCUGGAGGUGCAACUACUGCUGCAACAACUACUGGUGGACGUGCUGCAAGUAUUUCUUUAAAUUUUGCAAGUGUUGCUCAACCAACAAGUCAAUUUAGUACUCAACAGUCAACUACUAGUGCUAGUGGCUCAAAUAAAAGUAGCAAAGUUAAAAGAGGUGGUGCAAAUCCCGGAUAUAAGAGGCCAAGAACAGAGAAGCCAAAAACAGCUGGUUUUGGUGUGCUAUUUGGAGCAAAUGGUAGUGUGAUUGAGAGGUCUGCAACUACUGAUAAAGUGUUACAUUGUGCACUGUUGAAGAGUUCAGUGCCUACCAAUAUCGAUCUUGGUUACAAACCCAAUGGACUAAGGUGGAAGGGUGGAGCUGCAGUUACUCAAAGGCAGCUACAAGAACAAAGUUACAAGCGAGCCACUCAGUCCACACCAAGUACUCAAGAUACAUAA
Molecule: messenger RNA, 867 nt
Organism: Solanum stenotomum
Lineage: Eukaryota; Viridiplantae; Streptophyta; Magnoliopsida; Solanales; Solanaceae
Exons: 3
Coding region: 1-867 (288 amino acids)
Source: RefSeq, a predicted model, not a curated record